This is a messenger RNA of Symbiodinium sp. CCMP2456, 1515 nucleotides long. Lineage: Eukaryota; Dinophyceae; Suessiales; Symbiodiniaceae. The record is from the annotation of a GenBank genome assembly.
AUGCUAUGCCCUCGCAGUUCCUCCGACAGUCGCGAAGAGAAGUUGGAGAUGCUGCAGAAGUGGGUGAACAUGGAUGUGCCUGCCAUUGCCAUGGCUACGGCCAAGGAAGCCGCCUCGAGCGCUCAAGCGCGGCGCACGCGCGGGCAACUGGCCGAGCAGACGUGGGAAGAGAUGCAGAAGCAGGAGGCAGAAGAAGCGAAGAAGUGGGUGCGGCGUCCUUGCUCGGACCUCCUCUUCCGCACGCUUCAGCAGCCUCAACCCACGAAAGCAAAGAUUGCUCCGGCAAAGAACUGUCUGGCCGUCGUCGCGCAGAUCGCGAAGUAUGGUCAGGUAAAGGACACCGACGACAACAGCCUGUCAAUUCGCGAGCUCAAGAAGCGCUCGCGCGAGGACGCUGGACAGACCACCUCGAGCGUGGUAAGACCGCAGCCCAGAGUGAGCAAGUCCAACAUCUUGGCAGAGGUGGUCAAGUUCAGCAACUUGUCGACCGGAGACGCGCAGCCGUCGACAGCGGAGAUGAAGCGGAAAGUGCGCUUUUCCAAAGAAGAGCUUACUGCCCAAAGUCCCGAAACCUCCGGGCUGCCCAAGCUCAUGAGGACCGUACAGGUUGAAGAAUCUGUGAAGUUCGCCGGGGAAACUCUGACGGUGACGCGGCAGCUUCUGCCGGGCACGGCAGAGGAGCGGCAGUUCCUCCUGUCGCAAAAGAGGCGCCAGUCGGCAAAGCUGGGUGGGAAGUUUGCCGCCUUGGACAACCUGCUUGGGACCGGCAAGGACAAGGUGCUGAAUACUGUGGAGAAGUCCGACCUGGAUUGGCAGCGGCACCAACAAGAGGCUGGUCUCCAGGAUCUGAGCCGCGACCCACAGGCUGGCUACAUCGAGCGCUCGGAGUUUCUGCGGCGAGCGAACCUCCGUGCGUCGGAGGCCAUCCGCGAUGCCGCCCGAGCCGCGGCGCGGAAGGUCCAAAUGGCUCAGGCGGAAGUCGCCAGAGUGCAGAAGCACCGGGACCGCGUCCUGUCCGAAGGGCGGCAGGAAGUUGGCAUUUGGUCCUCCUUCGGCGUGCAGGAUGUCCGAAGAAGUUUCUGGAACGCUUGGCAAUCUGGCAAGGACUUCGCAGCACAAUGCACCUUUUACAACGUCCUCUUCGCCGUGGGCGCCCGGGACGAGUCACUCUACAUCAUGAUUUUCCGCCUUGUCAUGCAGUAUGUGGUCAAUUUGACUCUUGGCCUCAUCGGGGCUUUCUGCUACUUCCUCUACAACAUGUAUCUGCUGAUAGUAUCCUACGGCUCCUCCGUCCUCUCCGGUGUGGCGUUCUUCCUUCUGGCGACGGUCGCAGGCCUCUCCAUGCUGACCACAUACCUCGGUGGCAUGUAUGCCGUCGUCGCUGGAGGUGGUGCGAUGAUCAUCCAGCAGGCAGCCAGGCAUGCCGCGCUGGAGAUGAGCAAGCAGGACGCCUUGCAGCAGAUUGAUGACAAGCCCGUCAAGAAGCAAGUGGUGCAGAGGCGAUGCCCUGUUUAA